Cariama cristata (Red-legged seriema) is the source of this 387-nucleotide messenger RNA. Its product is annotated as protein S100-A9-like. Gene Ontology annotation, molecular function: calcium ion binding; transition metal ion binding. The record is from RefSeq and is a predicted model, not a curated record. Bases 1 to 387 code for a protein of 128 amino acids. The transcript has 2 exons. NCBI's taxonomy places the organism in Eukaryota, Metazoa, Chordata, Aves, Cariamiformes, Cariamidae.
AUGAAAACCGAUCUGGAGCUCGCCUUGGAGUGCACCAUCAACAUCUACCACCAAUACUCCAUAAAGUACCCCAGAGAUGACUUCCUGAGCAAGUCAGAGUUUUCAAAGCUGCUGGAGGAGACUGCCCAGCCUUUCCUCCGCAACACUGUACCGCCUAACAUGUCUAUCAAUGACUACAUAAGCAAGCUCUUCAUCAAAGCAGAUCACAACCGUGAUGGUCGCCUGAAGUUCACCGAGUUCCUGACCACGCUGAAUCUUGUAGCCAUUGAUGCCCACAAUAGGUCCCACCAACAUCAUGAGGGCCAUGGCCGGGAUCCAGAUUCUGGUCACGGUCAUGACCACGGCCAUGACCACGGCCACGACCAUGGCCACGGUCCCCGCAAGUGA